This is a messenger RNA of Brienomyrus brachyistius, 1288 nucleotides long. Its product is annotated as protein unc-119 homolog A-like. Lineage: Eukaryota; Metazoa; Chordata; Actinopteri; Osteoglossiformes; Mormyridae. The transcript has 5 exons. Gene Ontology annotation, molecular function: lipid binding. Gene Ontology annotation, cellular component: centrosome; intercellular bridge; spindle pole. The record is from RefSeq and is a predicted model, not a curated record. Bases 213 to 1010 code for a protein of 265 amino acids. Gene Ontology annotation, biological process: positive regulation of protein tyrosine kinase activity; visual perception; nervous system development.
CAGAUAAGAGCGCAGACAGCGCAGCCGCUCGCUGCUUCCGAAACGCUUUACGCUGAGCUCUUGCACUUGCAUUGACGGGGCUGUCCUUUCUGAGAGGGAACCUAAGAUAUAGACGGGGCAAACGGGCGAUUUUAAUUAAGCAAGCUGAGCGUUCGAGUUAGGAAGGGAGAGAGGCCGUGUUUUUAACCUUAGUGGACCGGGGAGGGAGGAGGAUGAGCUAUUCUUGUACCAGCAGAGAGGCUGUCUGCAAUAGCCAGAAUCCGUCCAGCGCCAGGACACCUUGUGGCAGUAAUCCUGGCAGCAGCUGCAGUGGAGACAGCGGCGGCACCAGUAGCAACCAACCCCGUGGCAGUCAGGCGAACCCGAGCCCAGAAGCGCAGGCGGCAAUGAAAGUGAAGAAGGGAUGCAGCUCGUCGGAUUCGGGGGUCCCGGCGACCAUGGAAGAGGAAUUGCGCUCCAACUCCGUAAUAGUUCCCGAGGAUGUCCUCGGCUUGCAAAAGAUCACGAAAAAUUACUUAUGCAGCCCGGAGGAGAAUGUGUACAAUAUCGACUUCACGAGGUUCAAGAUACGCGACCUGGAGACAGGGACCGUGCUCUUUGAAAUCACCAAGCCUCCGAGCACUGACAAAGCUGGUGAGAAGAAGGAGUUGGACCCCAACGCUGGACGAUUUGUACGCUACCAGUUCACCCCUGCUUUCCUGCGGCUGCGGCAGGUUGGCGCUACGGUAGAGUUCACUGUCGGCGACAAGCCCAUCAACAACUUCCGCAUGAUCGAGAGGCACUAUUUCCGCGAGCAACUCCUCAAGAGCUUCGAUUUUGAGUUUGGCUUCUGCAUCCCCAGCAGCAAGAACACCUGCGAGCACAUCUACGAGUUCCCACCGCUCUCCGAGGACCUCAUGCGAGAGAUGAUCCUGCAUCCAUUUGAGACUGAAUCUGACAGCUUCUACUUUGUGGACAACAAGCUGGUGAUGCAUAACAAGGCAGAUUAUUCGUACAGUGGCGGACCCUAGGCAGAUGGACGGGCGGACAUAUGGAUGGAUGGACAGGCCAAGGACAGAGAUCAGAGGUCCCACUGCGCCCACCAGGUCCGGAGCCCGGCUCCCCCACCCCAUACACCAGUGAACUACAAAGCAUUGCUUAAAACUCUCGACACGUCUGUCUAGUGGGACUUAACAUUGCAGAACUAUUUUCAUAUCUUCUCUUUGGUUACCUGGUCACCUGCAGCUCCAGAAUUCCCCUUCAAACUGCUGAAUCUGUCUCUCCCCCACCCCCCCAACUGUGGAUACGU